Messenger RNA from Zea mays, 2076 nucleotides. RefSeq lists its product as uncharacterized. The transcript is spliced from 2 exons. Bases 60 to 1610 code for a protein of 516 amino acids. Gene Ontology annotation, molecular function: nucleic acid binding; zinc ion binding. The record is from RefSeq and is marked validated. Lineage: Eukaryota; Viridiplantae; Streptophyta; Magnoliopsida; Poales; Poaceae.
AUCGACAUCCCAAUUCCCUACCUACGAAUCCCCCGCUCCACACCGUCGCCGCCGUCGAAAUGUCGGCGAUGGGAUACGACCAGGGCCUGUCUACCCACGGCGCCUCCUGGCCGCAGCGAUCCGACUACGAUCCAUACUCCUACGCUUACUCCCACCACAUCGUCGCUGCCGCCGCCUCCUACCACCAGCCGCCCCCACCGGGAACAGAGCAUGCUGCUCCCACAUCCGCCGCCUCGUCAUGGUCGUCCGCAGCAGGAGCAUCGAACAACGUCGUAGUGGGCGGGCCAGGCGCGAACCCUCUAACCGUUUCCGCACUGUCACAGCCGACCAUCUUCGCCGCCUCGAUCGGGUGGUCCGGGCACGGUGUAGGACACCUUCCGUACUACGACCCGCAGUACCCGCCGGCGCAGCAUCCCACAGCGGUCGGGGGUGUAAGCAGAGGUGGUGAGCCUUCGCAUGGUGGGGGCAGAGGUCUAAGCCCUAUGUAUCAUCCUCUUACAUGGAAUGCAGGAAUUACAUCACCAUGUGGUAGAGGACGAGGGCAUGGAAACAAGAGCAGUGAUAGGCAGUUAGCCCUUGGAGCAUCCAGUGGAUCAUCUGCAUCAGAGGCUCAGCCCGGAACAGUGUGUGCACCAGCACAUGUGGUGCAAGCUACAACCAUCAAUUUCACACGGGGUACUGUAGUUCCAGCUGCUUGGUGUGAUCUAUGCCGAGUGGGGUGUAAUAGCAAGGAAAUCCUCGAGCAGCACAAAAAUGGAAAGAAGCAUAAACGGACUGUGCAGAGAAUGCAAAAUUUUGCUCGCCUGCAAGGUAUGACUCCAGCUAUAGCUGACAUGGGUGCCCGUUCAUCAACAUCUUCUCAGUUGGCUGAAGUAGAAGGCCCCUGCCCCUCUAAUGCAGUACAUAUGGUCCCAUCGAUUGGUUCAACCAGCUUUGGUGGAGAGCACAAAGACUUGGCUACUGAAAAUGUUGUAGCUUCAGUUUCUGGAGUGCAAAUUACUGAGGUGACAUGCAGUUCUUCCAAGCAAAACACAGCACAUCAUACAACAGCAGUUGGUCACAGUGUCCAAGCACACGUAGAACUGCAUGUUGCGGUUCAAGCUUAUCAGCCUUCGAACGAGAUGAAAGAUGGCGGUGAAGCUGCACCAAAUGCAACAGUUCCAUCAAAUGCGCAACUGGUGGAAGCAAGGAUGGAUGUCAAUGGCAACAAGACUGGCCCAAAGAGGAAACGGACAAGAGUCGGCCGUGGGGGAAAGAAGCUGAGAGUGUCUGAAGCCCGACGUCAAAGGCCUGAGCGAGUAAGGGAGCAACCGCUAGUCUGCAACAUUUGCAACGUGACUUGUGAUACAAGAGCUGUAUUUGACAUCCAUCUAGGUGGCAAAAAGCAUCAAUCACGACUCAAGCGCUCUCAAGGCCCAGAUAUGUUGUUCGGUCCUUUGGUUGCGCGUGUUCCUCCAAACCAGUCAGCAGCACACAUGACAGGAGCUCUUGAACCACUGUACCAUGGCUUGGGAGCUCCUUUGGUUGAGCAGGAGCCACAUCUGGCUGGCACGAUGCAGCACGCUUUCCCCGUUCUUCCACAGGCUGCUCCAACCAUUCACGGCUGCUGAUUAUCCUGCACAACCGGUGACUGCAGCAAUCAGUGCUGCUAGCAAUGGAAGACCUGUAAACUGCAUCACUGCGUACAGCCACUGGGCAAAGCUGAAGUGAAAUAGGCGUAUCCACAUGUGCCCCCCGCCUGCUGUCUGUACUGCCUCACAAAUUUCAGUACUUGUCGGUGGAGACUGGAGAUGGAGAGCAGCCUGUAGUAGUAGUACUGAACAAACUGAAUGUCAGAUGUAACCAUAGAACCUACGUCUCCUAGUUUCUGCAAAAUGCACAAAGUUUCCGUUUCUACAGACAUGCGUUCAACAUCCACCGAGUUGCUGGUAGUACAAUCAUAGAACAGUUUGGUUGACAUAGACUUGGUGUUGGUGUUAUGCAAUGGUGUAUGCAUGGCUGCAAAACAGUUUUUAAGGUCAGCCUCCACGGCUCCACGGGAAGUUUUAUGACAUAAUUAUCAAAACUGUCAUAUUA